Molecule: messenger RNA, 5161 nt
Organism: Mirounga angustirostris (Northern elephant seal)
Lineage: Eukaryota; Metazoa; Chordata; Mammalia; Carnivora; Phocidae
Gene: RTEL1
Product: regulator of telomere elongation helicase 1
Biological process (GO): negative regulation of DNA recombination; negative regulation of t-circle formation; DNA replication
Cellular component (GO): nucleus
Molecular function (GO): DNA polymerase binding; ATP binding; hydrolase activity, acting on acid anhydrides, in phosphorus-containing anhydrides
Source: RefSeq, a predicted model, not a curated record
CCAACCUCUGUGCCCGCCCGAGAAGAGGCCAGCAUGCCCAAGAUAGCUCUGGAUGGUGUGACAGUGGAUUUCCCUUUCCAGCCAUACCCAUGCCAGGAGGAGUACAUGAGCAAGGUCCUGGAGUGUCUGCAGAAGAAAGUAAACGGCCUCCUGGAGAGCCCCACUGGCACGGGAAAGACCUUGUGCCUCCUCUGCACCACGCUGGCCUGGCGGGAGCACCUCCGCGACACCAUCUCUGCCCGCAAGAUUGCCGAGAGGGCCCAAGGGGAGCUUUUCCCCGAUCGCACCUUGUCAUCCUGGGGACUUGCCGCUUCAGAUGGAGACACCACCGCUUGCUACACGGACAUCCCGAAGAUCAUUUAUGCCUCCAGGACCCACUCACAGCUCACUCAGGUCAUCAGCGAGCUUCGGAACACCUCCUAUCGGCCUAGGGUAUGUGUGCUGGGCUCCCGGGAACAGCUGUGUAUUCACCCCGAGGUGAAGAAGCAGGAGAGUAACCAUAUGCAGAUUCAUUUGUGCCGAAAGAAGGUAGCAAGUCGUUCCUGUCAUUUCUACAACAAUGUAGAAGAGAAGAGCCUGCAGCAGGAGCUGGCUACCCCGAUCCUGGACAUCGAGGACCUGGUCAGAAGUGGGAAUAAGCACGGACUGUGCCCCUACUACCUUUCUCGGAACCUGAAGCAGCAGGCUGACAUCAUCUUCAUGCCUUACAACUACUUGUUGGACGCCAAGAGUCGCCGGGCACACGGCAUUGACCUGAAGGGGACAGUUGUGAUUUUCGACGAAGCUCACAAUGUGGAGAAGAUGUGCGAGGAGACGGCGUCCUUUGACCUGACUCCGCAUGACUUGGCUUCUGGACUGGAUGUCAUAGACCAGGUUCUGGAGGAGCAGACCAAGGCAGCACAGCAGGACGGGCUCCACGUGGAGUUCAGUGCAGACUCUGCCAACUCAGGGCUGCACAUGGAGCUGGAAGACAUCGCAAAGCUCAAGAUGAUCCUGCUUCGCCUGGAGGGGGCCAUCGAUGCUGUUGAGCUGCCUGGGGACCACAGCGGUGUCACCAAGCCAGGGAGCUACAUCUUCGAGCUGUUUGCUGAGGCCCAGAUAACGUUUCAGACCAAAGGCUGCAUCCUCGACUCCCUGGACCAGAUCAUCCAGCACCUGGCAGGACGUACGGGGCUGUUCACCAACACAGCGGGCUUGCAGAAGCUCUCGGACAUCAUCCAGAUUGUGUUCAGUGCAGACCCUGCUGAGGGCACGCCCAGUUCCACCGUGGGGCUUGGGGUCUCUCAGUCCUACAAGGUCCAUAUCCACCCUGAUGCCGGUCACCAGAGGAAGGCUCAGCGGUCAGAUGCCUGGAACACCACGGCAGCCAGAAAGCAAGGGAAGGUACUGAGCUACUGGUGCUUCAGUCCCGGCCACAGCAUGCGAGAGCUGGUCCGCCAGGGCGUCCGCACCGUCAUCCUCACCAGCGGCACACUGGCUCCCGUGUCCUCCUUUGCCCUGGAGAUGCAGAUCCCUUUCCCCGUCUGCCUAGAGAACCCGCACGUCAUCGACAAACAGCAGAUCUGGGUGGGGAUUGUCCCCAAAGGCCCCGAUGGAGCCCAGCUGAGCUCUGCCUUUGACAAACGGUUUUCUGAUGCAUGCUUGUCCUCCCUGGGUAAGGCGCUAGGCAACAUCGCCCGCGUGGUCCCCCAUGGGCUCCUGGUCUUCUUCCCUUCCUACCCCGUCAUGGAGAAGAGCCUGGAGUUCUGGCGGGCCCAUGACUUCGCCAGGAAGCUGGAGGCCCUGAAGCCUGUGUUCGUGGAGCCGAGGAGCAAAGGUGGCUUCUCAGAGGUGGUGGACGCCUACUGUACGCGAGUCGCCUCCCCUGGGUCUAGCGGGGCCUCUUUCCUGGCCGUGUGCCGGGGAAAGGCCAGCGAGGGCCUGGACUUCGCGGACAUGAACGGCCGAGGUGUGAUUGUCACGGGCCUGCCGUACCCUCCACGGAUGGACCCGCGGGUUGUCCUCAAGAUGCAGUUCCUGGACGAGUUGAAGGGCCGUGGUGGGCCUGGAGGCCAGCUCCUCUCUGGGCACGAGUGGUACCGGCAGCAGGCAUCCAGGGCCGUGAACCAGGCCAUCGGACGGGUGAUCCGGCAUCGCCAGGACUACGGGGCUGUCUUCUUGUGUGACCACAGGUUCACCCAUGCAGACGCCAGAGCCCAGCUGCCUUCCUGGGUGCGCCCCCACGUCAAGGUGUAUGACAGCUUUGGCCCCGUCAUUCGGGAUGUGGCCCAGUUCUUCCGUGUUGCUCAGAAAACUAUGCCCGUGCUGGCCCCCCUGGCUGCUGCCCCGAGUCGGGCUGAGGGAGGAGGUGCUGUCAUGGUGGCUGUGUCGCCUGGCCCCCUCUCCACCAGGAAAGCCAGGAGUCCGGACGUGCACGUCCCCAGCCUGAGGCGCAGACCCUCAGGAUCGCCAGCCACCAGGAACGCCGAGAGCAGCCUGUGUGUGGAGUAUGGGCAGGAGUCGGGCCUCACCCGGCGGAGGCCUGUGGGACUGCUGGCCGCCCUCGAGCACAGCGAGCAGCUGGCCGGGGAACCUGGGGACAAGGCCUCCCCUGGGGAGGAGGAGGAGGCACAAGGUCUCUCCACCGUGUCCCUCCCACGUGAGAAGAGGCGUGCCCAGGAGCAGAGAGCAGGGCGGAGGAAGAUCAGGGUAGUCGGUGGCCACCAGGAGGGGCCGGCCGCCGGUACGCAGGCGGGCAGGGCCAAGCUGUUCAUGGUGGCCGUGAAGCAGGCGCUGAGCCAGGCCAGCUUCGACACCUUCACCAGGGCCCUGCAGGACUACAAGGGCUCCGACGACGUGGAGGCUUUGCUGGCCUGCCUCGGCCCCCUCUUUGCUGAGGACCCCAAGAAGCACAGCCUGCUCCAAGGCUUCUACCAGUUUGUGCGGCCACACCACAAGCUGCGAUUUGAGGAGGCCUGCCUCCAGCGGACGGGCCGCGGCUGCGGCUCCCGGCCCGAGCACAGCCUUCCUCAGAGGCAGUGGGCACCGGCGGCCCAGGCCCCCAGCGGAGGGAAGGAGUGGGACUCAAAGCUGACCCUGUCCCAGGGUGCAGCCAGGCAGCUGGACCCCGGACAGCACCUGAACCAAGGCAGACCCCACCUGGUCUCCGGGCCAGCCCCUGCAGGAGACCCUGGCAGCUGUCCCAAGGAGGGGUGUAGAGCCCCCAGCGCAGAGAAGCAAGGCCAGCCUGCCGUGAGCGCCUACUUGGCGGAUGUCCGAAAGGCCCUGGGGUCCGCAGGCUGCAGCCAGCUCCUGGCGGCACUGACCACCUACAAACAGGACGAUGACUUCGAGAGGGUGGUGGCCGUGGUGGCCGCACUCACAACCUCAAGGCCUGAGGACCUGCCCCUAUUGCAGAGGUUUGGCAUGUUCUUGCGACCCCACCACAAGCAGCGUUUCCGGCAGACGUGCAUAGACCUGAUGGGCCCGGCUGCCCGGAGCGCAGGUACUGGGCCUCCAGGCCCCCAGGAGGGGAGCCCCACUGUGCCCCCUGACCUCGCCCACGGUGCUUCCAGGCCAGGGCCCCCCCAGCAAGAGACACCCCGGAGGGCCCAGAGCAAGCUGUCGGCCUUCCUUGCUCAGAGGCAGGCUGGGGAUGGCGGGGCUCCCAGCCAGCACCCCCGCGCCGCCCGCAGGCACGCCCCGUCCGAGUGGGGUCUCUCGAGAGGGGCCAGGGGCAGUGGUGGCCGCGGGGCGGACGAGCUGCAGCGUGCUCACGGUGGCCCCCUCCCAGCAGGCUUGGCGUGCCCUGGCUGCAGGGCGGAGGACACGGUCCCCUUCCAGUGCCCCUCCUGCGACUUGCAGCGCUGCCGGGCCUGCUGGCGCCAGCUCCUGCAGGCUUCUAGAACAUGCCCGGCCUGCCACGCCCCCGCCAGGAAGCAGAGCAUCACGCAGGUCUUCUGGCCAGAGCCCCAUGAGAGCCAUGUGGACACUGGAGAGGCGGGGCGCAGCGCCCCAGACCCGGCCGAGCGCGCUGCCCACCCUGCUGCUGGCCCUGGCGGCGGGCGCGGCGGGCGCGGGGGGCGCGGGGGCGGGCGCGGCCGGCGCGCUCACCUACCCGUGGCGGGACGCGGAGACGCGGGAGUGGCUGCUGUGCAGCCAGUGCCCCCCAGGCACCUUCGUGCGGCGGCCCUGCGGCCGGGACACCCCCACCAUGUGCGGGGCGUGCCCUCCACGUCACUACACCCAGUUCUGGAACUACCUGGAGCGCUGUCGCUACUGCAACGUCAUCUGCGGGGAGCGCGAGGAGGAGGCGCGGCCCUGCGAGGCCACCCACAACCGCGCCUGCCGCUGCCGCCCCGGCUUCUUCGCGCACGCCGGCUUCUGCCUGGAGCACGCCCCUUGCCCGCCCGGCACCGGCGUGGCCGUCCCCGGUGGGCCGGGGGUCGCGGUGGGCGGCGGGGCCGGUGGCUAGGGCCUGGGACGUCGGCCGCCGCCGGGGACAGCACCCCAGCUCCCCCUGACCCCUUCCUCCCCGUGUCGUCCCCAGGCACCCCCAGCCGGAACACGCAGUGCCAGCCGUGUCCCCCCGGCACCUUCUCGGCCAGCAGCUCCAGCUCCGAGCAGUGCCAGGCCCACCGCAACUGCACGGCCCUGGGCCUGGUCCUCAACGUGCCGGGCUCCUCCUCCCACGAUGCCCUGUGCACGAGCUGCACGGGCUUCCCGCUCAGCACCGCGGCGCCAGGGGAGCCAGGGGCUGAGGAGUGCGAGCGCGCCGUCAUUGACUUCGUGGCUUUCCAGGACAUAUCCUCCAAGAGGCUCCUGCGGCUGUGGCAGGCCUUGGCGGGCCCAGAGGCCCAAGGUCUGGUGGCGCCGAGGGAGGGCCGCGCGGACCUGCAGCGCAAGCUGCGGCAGCUGCUUGCGGAGCUCCAGGGCGCACAGGCUGGGGCGCUGGGGGCGCGGCUGCUGGGGGCGCUGCGGGAGGCCAGGCUGCCUGGGCUGGAGCGCAGUGUCCGCACACGCUUCUGGGUGCACUGAGCGCCCUGCCCCCCGUUUAUUCUGCUCCCAAGCUUUGGCCCCACAUGGGCGUCACCCCCAUAGCACCAAAGUAACCUCAACUGACCGACUAGGCUCCUGUUGCACUAACAAAGUUUAUUUUUUAUAAAGCCGUUUUGUAAAAUGG